AUGCCCUCCAAGGUCCGACCAUCAAGCGGAAACAGCAAAACAAGACAGGAACCCACCUCCCGUCUCUCUUUCGUGCCCUUCCUCCUCAUCUCCUCCGUUCUCGUCGUGACCCUGGCUAUCCUAUCUCUACGAGCUCUUCCCCGGCUCUCCCUCCUCUCGAACCACUUCUUCCCUCUCACCACGACCACGACCCUCUUCUCUUCCCCCUCCUCGUCUUCCUCGACAAAGAGAAACUCACAGCGCACCAUGUCCGCCUACGCAAAGGAGCUCGAGGUGGCCCAGCUGGCCGUCCAGCGCGCCUCCAUCCUCACCAAGCGCGUCUUCCACGAAAAGGCAAAGGGCACCGUCGACAAGAACGACAAGUCCCCCGUCACCAUUGGCGACUUUGGCGCCCAGGCCCUCAUCAUCGCCGCCCUCCGCCACCACUUCCCCGACGACGAGAUCGUCGCCGAGGAGGAGGCCGCCCAGCUGCGCUCCGAACCCCAGCUCCGCGACCAGAUCUGGGACCUCGUAAAGACUACCCAGCUCGACGACGCCGCCGCCGAAGCCUCCCUCGGCGGCAGCAUCGCCUCCGCCGAGAGCAUGAUGGACAUCAUCGACCAAGGGAACAGCAAGGGCGGCGCCGCCGGCCGCAUCUGGGCCAUUGACCCCAUUGACGGCACAAAGGGCUUCCUCCGCGGCGGCCAGUACGCCGUCUGCCUGGCCCUCAUGGUCGACGGCGACGUCAAGGGCGCCACCUCGCGGCCCCUCCGCACCGGCGCCAUCGCCUCCGGCAGCCCCAUCUCCAUGAAGCCCGUCACCGACCUCUCCGCCGCCACCUUUUGCGAGAGCGUCGAGGCCGGCCACAGCGCGCACGACGACCAGGCCCAGAUCGCCGCCAAGCUCGGCAUCACCAAGCCCAGCGUCCGCAUGGACAGCCAGAGCAAGUACGGCUCCAUCGCCCGCGGCGCAGGCGACAUUUACCUCCGUCUGCCCGUCAAGGCGACGUACCAGGAAAAGAUUUGGGACCACGCGGCCGGUGACCUCAUUGUGCGCGAGGCCGGCGGUCAGGUUACGGAUAUACAGGGCAAGAGGUUGGACUUUGCCGUCGGACGGACGCUGGCCAACAACAAGGGUGUCAUUGCUGCGCCGGCAGCGGUGCACGGCGAGGUGUUGAAGGUUGUCCAAGAGGUGUUGAGCUCAAAAUCUAGCUAA
Colletotrichum scovillei is the source of this 1194-nucleotide messenger RNA. RefSeq names its product 3',5'-bisphosphate nucleotidase. Gene Ontology annotation, molecular function: 3'(2'),5'-bisphosphate nucleotidase activity. The transcript is spliced from 2 exons. NCBI's taxonomy places the organism in Eukaryota, Fungi, Ascomycota, Sordariomycetes, Glomerellales, Glomerellaceae. The record is from RefSeq and is a predicted model, not a curated record. Gene Ontology annotation, biological process: sulfate assimilation; phosphatidylinositol phosphate biosynthetic process. The coding region runs from base 1 to 1194 and encodes 397 amino acids.